Molecule: messenger RNA, 1913 nt
Organism: Abrus precatorius (Indian licorice)
Lineage: Eukaryota; Viridiplantae; Streptophyta; Magnoliopsida; Fabales; Fabaceae
Product: BAG family molecular chaperone regulator 3-like
Exons: 4
Coding region: 600-1658 (352 amino acids)
Biological process (GO): protein stabilization
Cellular component (GO): cytoplasm
Molecular function (GO): adenyl-nucleotide exchange factor activity; protein-folding chaperone binding
Source: RefSeq, a predicted model, not a curated record
UUUUAUAUUCAUUUUAUUUUUUUGUUUCCAUUUAACCAUUUUCUUCUCCCACCGAUUUCUCAAGAGAGAAUCAAUUCCUCAUCGUUGGAAUUGUUCAUUCUCUAGAUUCUUAGCUUUCUCUUACCCUCUUCUCUUCUAUCUCCUUCAGAAAAACCAAAGCUUCAGUUUAUUGUAGCUGUUUUUUUUUUUCUUUUUCUGGCUUGAGAUUAUGCUGGAAAAUUCUUAGACUCACAGUUUCAGCUACAUUUUGCCGUAAAGAUCUGUGCUUUGAGCUGUGGGAGGUUCAGCCUUUGACGGGGUUGAAGUCGUUCUUUCUUAUGAGCCUUUGAUUUUUGUUCUGCAAAACUGUACCAAAAGAAAAUUCCAAGUUUCUCUCUCUUGAAGCUCAAAGCUUUUGUUUUUUUCACUGUGUCUUUCUCUCUCUUUUGAUGGACUUGUGAAAUGCUGGGGUCAGAGGCUUCUGAAACAUGUUCUAGCAGGCUUUUGGUGAAUUGGGUCGCUGUGGUUUCUGGCAAGGGUGGUAGAGAAUCUCAGUUCUCAGAGAUCUAAGCCUCUUUGGUGCAUAGUUGUGAAAGUGAAAGAGAGAAGAAUAAUUGAAGAUGAUGAGGAUGAGGAAUAGUAAUAAUAAGACAAAUGGUGUCUCUUCCUUCAUGAAUGGUAACUCAGCUGGUUGUAGAGCUGAGCCUGGUUCCAAAGAUUGGGAGAUGAGGCCAGGUGGAAUGCUGGUUCAGAUGAGAACAGCUGAGUCGGAUCGCAACUCAGUGUUGGUUCCUACAAUUAGAGUUAGGGUCAAGUAUGGUUCCAUUUACCAUGAAGUCAACAUUAGUUCCCAAGCUUCAUUUGGGGAAUUGAAGAAAAUGUUGUCAGGGCUAACUGGAUUACACCACCAAGACCAAAAGCUGUUUUACAAGGAUAAGGAGAGGGAUUCAAAGGCUUUUCUUGACAUGGUUGGGGUGAAGGACAAAUCAAAGAUGGUGCUAGUGGAAGACCCUAUUAGUCAAGAGAAGAGGUUGUUAGAGAUAAGGAAGAAUGCUAAGAUGGAGAAAGCUGCAAAAUCUAUCUCAGAAAUCAGCUUGGAAGUAGAUAGGCUUGCAGGGAGGGUGUCAGCUCUUGAAUCAAUUAUUAGCAAAGGUGGCAAAGUGGCAGAAACGGAUGUGCUUAGUCUGAUUGAGCUAUUGAUGAAUCAAUUGCUUAAAUUGGACGGUAUAAUGGCUGAUGGUGAUGUGAAAUUGCAGAGGAAAAUGCAGGUAAAAAGAGUUCAGAAGUAUGUUGAAACUCUGGAUUUGCUGAAAGUUAAGAACUCUAUGCCUAGUGGCAAUUUAGGCCAUGCCUCAAUGCAGCCUCAACAGAAACAUUCAAAUCUGGGACCAAUUCAAGAGCAACAACAAAAGCAUUCAAAUGGGCAUCAUAGGUUAGCACCAAUUGAGGAGCAGCAACAUGAUCAACCAAGGAACACAAAUGGGCAUUCUCUAGCAUUUCAUCAACAAGAGCAACAACACCAACCCUCAAGCCAUUCCACCUCAGGAGUUGUAGUUACUACAAAUUGGGAGACAUUUGAUUCUGCCCCACCCUUAAUUCCUGUGCCAUCUACAUCCACACUCUCCUCAGUGACCAAUAAUUCUGGUCCUCCUAAGUUCAAUUGGGAAUUCUUCGACUAAAGUACCAUACCACGUGAUUUUACUUGUGUGGAUGUGAUUUGGGUUUGUCUUCAUCUUUGAGUGUUAUAUGUUUUACAUUCUUUUCUGUAUUUAGAUUUGUUUAGCAACCCCCUCUAAUCUGUCAGAAAUAAAUGGGGUUGCUAUGAUAGUGAUUAUCAUAAAAAAAAAGUUACAUUUCUGUGAUUUUGGUGUCCACCGAAUUCAUUUACCAAAUGUAUGGGCCUAUUUUUGAUGAAUAUAUAUAAUUUUACUAUC